Messenger RNA from Dichomitus squalens LYAD-421 SS1, 2025 nucleotides. RefSeq lists its product as uncharacterized. The annotation marks the transcript as partial. The transcript is spliced from 4 exons. NCBI's taxonomy places the organism in Eukaryota, Fungi, Basidiomycota, Agaricomycetes, Polyporales, Polyporaceae. The record is from RefSeq and is a predicted model, not a curated record.
ACUGCAGACCUUGCCCAUUGGGGGCCGACCAUCGUGUUCGAUUCGAUUGUGGUGAACGACCCCGCCCAGCCUAAUGCCCUCGCCCACGCUUAUGAGGAUUGCGUGCGUAAGGACGGCGAUCCGUGCUGGAUCCAUGGCAAGUCCUUUCGGAGGCAGCUUACCGGGCUGGAACGCGUUACCGUCGUGUUGCAGGUCGUCACCCUCGAGCCAGCGCCCUACGAGUCCUCUGAACUGACGAAUUGGUGCAUGGAGUACCUUGGAUCUCGUCAGGCUCUGGUCAACAACGUGUUGGCAACCGUGUCUAUGGAGGCCACAACAGACAGGGGGGAGGGAUCCCCGGAGCUCGACCGCACGCAGUCGUUGCUAGCGAGUGACGUUCCGAACCCGUUUGUGUGCCGACGCUCCACCAAGUCGAGGUCGUCGUACUGGCUCGCUACCAAGAACGCCGCUGGUGAGUGGGUGUUUGCGGACAGUCCCCGCCAAGCCCGGUAUACCAAGUGGGUGAACAAGCUCAUCCCGCUACGGGGCGAGGGAGGCAGCCAGUCCACCUCCCGGGCGGGAGGGGAGUCCCACCCAGCAAGCGCGUCGAAGGGUCCCUCCACUGCGAGGUCGGAGAGCCGUAGCCAGUCCCAGACGAAGGUUGGGAACGUCUUCAUUUACACCGUUUCUGGACAACCUCCUGUACAAGUUGAGUUGGACGCCCAACCAGAGGGUCACAUGCUCACUGUCAAGAUGCGGCAGGAAGCGCUCGUGCAAGCCCUUGGCUUGAAUGUGCGAACACGCAACCUGGAUCGCAAGAUCGAGGUGUACGAUCCGAUUGCGUCGAAAUGGUUCCAUCCCUCGCACGACAAGCUCUGGUUCCGCUUGAACAUCAAGGAAGGGCUCGUCCUUCGGGCAAGUGGCGUGCGUUUCAUGCCUGGACUGGAGGAUUGUGUCCUUAAGACGUUGGCGAAAGCUCUUCGGCCAGGCACUGAGGAGUUGCCCCCUUUCCUUGCCUAUGCUGCAGCGCGCUCCUACCCGACCUUUGGGGACCAACCCCCACUCACAGUGAUGUCUGCGUCGGUGUCACAUCCCACCAACCUUCCCCUUACUCGUGGCUCUUUGGCUGGUCACAGUGCCCUCAAGACCGACACCUCCCGUGUCCGCGGUGGGCGUGUCCCCACCGCUAACGCAAUGAAGCCAGGCACUGGCACCGCCUCUCGGGUCAGCCAGGAUCCCAUCAAGAUCUCUGACGACGACAACAAUGACAACAACGUCAUCGUGGGUCGGCAGACUAGGAAGGACGCUUCUCCUGGGAAGAUCGCCAAUUCGGCGUCGCGGCAGGGUGCUAGCAUCUCCACCGAGGACAAGCCUGCAACUAAGGCGAUGAAGCGACGUCGCACUCACCCUCGCAAGUGGGUGAUGGGUGACGUGAUCGACAUCUCCUCUGACGACGAUACCACCCUCCCCGAGCGCAAGCGUGCUCGUGCUCACGCGACGCUCUGGAGCACGCGCGAGGUCGUCAAGCUACCUACAGACAAGGACACCACUACCAUGGGCGACAAGCGCGCUGGCGUGCAGGCGACUAAGUCUCAAUCAGGCAACAUCAUCGAGAUCUCUUCAGACGAGGACAUCACUCCCACCACCAAGACGCGCAGGCCCAAGCGCGUCUUGCGGCAGGUCAAAGAUCUGCAGCGGGUGACGAUUCCCCCCCCCGUGAGGUUCCACGGGUCUCGCCAGCGUCCGAGUAGCAUGCUUGAGGUCGGGACACAUUCCCAAGACAACGCCGCGGCCGCGGUGUCCCUACAGACCGCUGUGACUAGUGCAGUCACCUCGCCUGCGCAAGUUGCCUCAACGUCCUUGGCGGGCGUCCCUCUGGUGACGUCGGUGUCCACAGGUUGCACUGGGGCUGUCCAGAGGGAGAGCUCUCCCUCUCCCUGCGCACCGUCUAUGGUAGUGCACCCCAGGGCUUCGCCCAGUGAUCGGAAGGGGAAAGGCAGAGCGGAGGAUGAGCGUGAUGACGAGUCUGACACUACGCUGGUGUGA